GAUUAUCGGAAGGGCAUUCAUUCUUCUUGAAGAAGGAAAUCGCAUCUCCUUGCCUUUUUUAGAAUUUCUACUCCGUUUUUGGGUUUUCCUUUGUGUGUCGAAAGGUAUUCGAAAGACAAGAUGAGUUCAACAGAAGACAUGAUAAGUGCUAUGCACGACGGUCUAGCUGAGGUGAAGACAGAAACAGGACCUAAGAUACCUGUUCCUGAGACUUACCUAAAGGCUACGAAGCACCACUUGAAAGAUGUUCAAGAAUAUUUGGAUUGGUACAAAAAGUCCCUCGAGUCUCCCAACGACUUUUGGUCUGAGAAAGCAAAGGAAAUGCUUUCCUGGCAUCAACUAUGGACAGGAAAGACGCUUGAAUACAACUUUGAUGUCCGCAAAGGCAAAGUAUAUUCCGAGUGGUUCAAAGGAGGGAAACUGAACGCUUGUUACAACGCUUUGGAUCGGCAUGUAGAGAAUGGGCAUGGUUCUCAAGUUGCAUAUUAUUGUGAAGGAAAUGAUUUGGUUGAUGACCAUCGUACCGUCACUUAUGCACAAAUGUUGGACCAAGUGAAGAGACUUGCUAGCGCACUCAAGAAACGAGGUGUACGUAAGGGUGACGUUGUUGCUAUUUAUUUACCCAAUAUUCCAGAACUUCCCAUUUCCAUGUUGGCUUGUGCGAGGAUUGGUGCCAUUCACAAUGUAGUGUUUGGUGGCUUUUCCGCGGAAGCUCUCGCUGGUCGUAUUUUAGAUGCUCAGUGCCGAGUUCUCAUAACUUGUGAUGGUGUAAUGAGAGGAAAUAAAGUGAUUGAACUCAAGGCAUUGGCUGACGCUGCAGAAGAGUUAGUUUAUGAAAGAGGAGAUGGUCAUUUAGUGGAUCGACAAAUAGUUUUUAAAAGAUUAGGUGACAAGUGUCCAGUAGGUAUGAAACCGAAAAGAGACGAGUGGUGGCAUGAAACAUUAGCCAAGGCAGAACCUGAAUGCCCAGUAGAAUGGAUGGACGCAGAGGAUCCACUUUUUGUUUUAUAUACUUCAGGUUCUACAGGAAAGCCAAAGGGACUUGUGCAUACGACAGCUGGAUAUAUUCUUUAUGCUGCGAUUACUCACAAAUAUGCAUUUAAUUAUCAAGAGAAUGAUGUGUUCUUCUGCACUGCAGAUUGUGGUUGGAUCACAGGUCAUAGUUAUGUUGUUUAUGGACCGCUUUUGAAUCGAGCUACAUCUGUUAUUUUUGAAGGCGUUCCUACUCACCCAGAUUCUAGUCGUCUUUGGCAAAUAUGUGACAAGUACAAGGUCAACCAAAUGUAUACAGCACCUACGUUGAUUCGUUCUUUGAUGAGAGCAGGAGACAAGUACGUAACCAAGAUACCUCGAAAUAGUCUUCGAGUACUUGGAACAGUUGGAGAGCCUAUUAAUCCAGAAGCAUGGAAUUGGUUUUUCAAUGUUGGAGGUGAUAAGUGUUGUCCUGUUGUUGAUACUUGGUGGCAAACAGAAACUGGCGGUCACAUGAUUAUACCACCUCCUGUAAGAGGUUUUCAAAUGAAGCCAGGAGCAGCUUCAUUGCCCUUUUUUGGAAUUGAACCUGUGGUUUUAAAUGAGAAAGGAGAGGAGUUGUCUAAACCAUGCGAAGGUUUCCUUUGCAUAAAAAGAUCAUGGCCAGGAAUUCAUCGUACCGUUUUGAAUGACCAUGCAAGAAUGGAGCAAGUAUAUUUUUCUACUUUCAAAGGUUAUUAUAUGAGUGGAGAUGGUUGCCGAGUAGAUGAAGAUGGAUAUUAUUGGCUUACUGGUCGUGUGGAUGAUGUGAUUAAUGUUAGUGGACAUCGUAUAGGAACUGCGGAAGUCGAAUCUUCCCUCGUCUCACAUCCUUAUGUUGCUGAAGCAGCUGUGGUUCCGAUGCCGCAUGAUAUUAAAGGACAAGGAAUCUAUGCAUAUGUAACAUUGAGAGAUGGAUUUGAACCUAGUGAAGAACUACGCAAGGAACUUCGACAAACUGUUCGCGUGGAAAUUGGAGCCAUUGCUACUCCAGAUGUAAUCCAUUGGGCUCCUGCUCUUCCGAAAACAAGAAGUGGCAAAAUUAUGAGAAGAAUUUUACGUAAAAUUGCAGAGAAAGGAACUCAUGUUUCUUCAGAGGAACUUGGAGAUAUCACUACAUUGGCAGAGCCACAAGUGGUAGCUCAACUUAUUGAAUUGUAUGGGAAAUGAUAAUUUGUUUUGUGUUAUUGUGUUUGAACAAUGCUGUGUGUUAUUCUAAUAGAGAAUGGAAUGGAUAAAAGUUUCU
Messenger RNA from Galdieria sulphuraria, 2257 nucleotides. RefSeq names its product acetyl-CoA synthetase. The transcript is spliced from 2 exons. The record is from RefSeq and is a predicted model, not a curated record. Lineage: Eukaryota; Rhodophyta; Bangiophyceae; Galdieriales; Galdieriaceae. Bases 121 to 2181 code for a protein of 686 amino acids. Gene Ontology annotation, molecular function: AMP binding; acetyl-CoA synthetase activity.